AUGGCAGAGGGGAACUCGAAAGGGUUGACGAAAGCCCCCAAGAUUACGAACCGUGGCGACGAUGAUGUUGUUGUUGGUUUCGAUAGGUUGAGCGAUCUCCCCGACAGCAUUCUGCAUCACAUUCUGUCGUUCCUCGACACGAAAUCCCUCUUUCAGACCGGCUUCCUGUCUAGGAGGUGGGGAUGCAUGUGGAAAGAAGUUCCUGCUCUCUAUUUCAGUUGCAACUACUUCAGAAGCAUGUCAAGCUUUGAACAACAUGUACUCAAGUUCCUGUCGCUUCGAUCCAACAACUCUGCAGCCGUCUCCAGCGUUACCUUCAAAGCUUGGAGUUGGAAAGGUAAGGACUCCAAAUCGUGUUUUCUAGACCUGUUCGAUAGGGUCAUGAAACAUGCUGCGUCGCAAGGUCCUCGUCGUAGUCUUCACCACUUGUCCAUUUGCCUGUCUACAUUGGACUGUCGUCCAGACUUUGUGGACUCCGCUGCCUCCAUUAAGGCUCAUCAUCAUCAUGAGUCUCUCAAGACUCUAAAUUUGAAGUUAUGCACUCUGACGUUUGGUGGUACUGGUGCAACACCUUUCUCUGGCUUCAAUCUUCUCACGAAUCUGGAACUAAAAGGCUGCCAUCUGUAUCACCCUGUAGAGCCUUUCGUUGAUCUCCCUUGUUUAAAACACCUCAAGCUAGUCGAUUGCAAUCCAUGGUCGUCAAGCUUAUUGAAAGUGUCUGGAUCUGAGCUGCUCGACCUCCAAAUUCAAAACCCAGUUGAGAGAUCUGGGAAAGUUGAAGUCUUUGCUCCAAAGCUGAAAUCUUUCUGCUUUUGGGGUUGUGUGGAGCAGCUCGGCCAGUUGAACCUUCCUUCUCUCGACCAAGCCAGUAUCCGAGUCCGGAUCAAGCAGAUGGAAGCUACUAAUCGAGCUUGUGUGAAGCUGCUGCCUCAACUGCAUAAUGUUGAAUCUCUCAACUUUCGCUUUGACAAGGUGACGAAGAACCAAGGGCGUUGGGAACAACACGAGUUUCCUCUUAUCAGCAGCACAGAGUUGCUGGCGGGGCUAGAAGUCUCUCCUUUUACCAGACUGAAGAGCUUAAAAGUACAUGAGAUCGAUUUUUGGUGA
Molecule: messenger RNA, 1107 nt
Organism: Linum trigynum
Lineage: Eukaryota; Viridiplantae; Streptophyta; Magnoliopsida; Malpighiales; Linaceae
Source: the annotation of a GenBank genome assembly